AACGGGUAAUCUGAUCUAUCAAGGCGAACACCUGUGUUUAUAAGUGCAUGUGGAUUUCAAUUUACCGAAGACGCCGGGGAAAGUAUGUUUGGUCAAGUGCUGAAGCCAAAUGAUACAAUGAAUGCUGGCCGACUGUGGUUGCACAGGACUUUUGGAGAAUAUUCAUUAGCUUAUUAGUUGGUACAUGUCUCGGUCACUAUCUUUUAAUUGGCAGCGACUAUGCAUGCCUUUUCCAUGACGGGUUCAAUGGCGUUCAUAAGAACUCAAGCGGAGACAUUUAGAAACGCAUAAUUUGAUUUCCACUGACGCGACAACGCCAAGUUAUUUUGGUUACGUGAACAAAUUAAUACAACCUGACAUUUUGUCAGUAACAGCGCCGAGGUAAUUGUUUUUAACUCGGUUUGAUCUUUGCAAUCAACGCACUUUGUGACUAAUUGCUGUCGUAAUUGCUAAACUGUUCAGUUCAUCUCGGAGCGAUCUAAGAGCGAGGCACUUGAGGGUGAAGAGCGAGCCUGCUCUUCGAUCAGCUGUUGGACUGCUUGGCCAAGCUAUAAGAGACUAAACGCACGACGGCGGCUAAGAGAGCCGGAGAGCGGGAGCGGUUCACCUACACCUGAGCAGCGAGCUUGGCUCAAAUGGCACACACAUAGACGCCAAGACGGCGACUGCGAGUGUGUCGGUGCGGUGGCAAGCGGUUAAAACCUUUCUAUAAAAAUUUUAUAAACGUAUCAGUUGUCUGCGAAGCGGUGCACAAAACGGACGUGUAAUCGGAAGACGCGCGAAAACGGUUCGAAAAUCGGAAUACCGCCUGUACACGCAACACAUAGGAAAUCGAAAUCCAAUCAAAUGCCUUAAUCGCAUUCAGCCAAAGCUCGCGGACUUCGCUUACAAGUUGUUUCGUUCACGGGCCGACGGAACAAUCAACAAUCCACCAUCCACAAUCCACUAUCUACCUAGUCGCUCGCGGCACGAGUGGCGCAUGCGCGACCUGUCUGUGUUGGUGUCUUACUUCUAACGACCAGUGUUUCCUUUGUUUAAAAGUGCAUCCAGAAAAGCCCCAGUUUGAUAUGGAAAAGUGGCGACGAGAGCAGCAGUAGCAGCAAAAGUGGAAAAGUCGCUAAAUCCAGUAUCCAAUCCUGUACGGGAAGGCAAUAAUGACGGCCAUGCCCGUGGUGUGGUGCACCGAUCCGAACUCGGUGAACAACAAGCCCACGGCGUUCGCCCUGCACGGAAUCCAACUGCAAGGGAAUGUAACAGAGAAGCAAGUCCACGCCCUCCGGGAGCUGGUGAACGCCGCCGCCGAGGGCCGGCUCAUCCUGCCCUCAGAUGGCACCUUCACGCUGCUGGACAGCGGGCUCAGCAUCGAGAGCUCCAUCGUUGAGCAGCAGGCAAGCAACCCGGCCAGCCCCGGCGAGCCACCGGCAGGUGGCCAGUUGACCCAGGCGAAGAGCCCCAAGAACACCUACAUCCUGAUGCCCGUGAACAAGGCGGAGGGUUCCAAGCAAGGGGGAGGAGCGUUGGCGGGAGCCGGAGCUCCGACGGGGCAGGCGAUUGCAGCCGCUGCCGCCCAACUUGAGUUCCUGCUGGAGCCCAAGUACUCGCCCACGCCGGACAGCAACCCUGGGACGGACGCCAAUGCUGCGGCGGCAGAAGGCGGGGCGACCGAGGAGGUUCUGUACGAGUUCCUGUGCUGCGCCAAGUGCAUGAACGAGCAGCGGACCGGACCCACUUGCGCCGGGCGGCGGCUGCAGCGCUACUUGAGGACCUGCAGCAGUGGCAGUGGCAGGAGCGACUACGAGCCGGUCAACGACCCAGCUCCGUGGCAGCUGCAACUGGAUCCUGUCAGCAGCAUCGCCAGCAAGUACGCGCGCAGACAGCAGCGACACCGGCAGCACGGCACGGUCUCCAUGGGCAUCGCACGUAACCGCACCCAUCGCCAUCACAAAUUACCCAUGCACAGUGUUAAAAUCUUUCAUAAUCGCAGCACUUACACGCCAGCGACCACGGCGACAGGAGCGGUGGCAAUAGCUGCGCCAAACGCUUGCCUUGUGGGCGGAGGCCGAGAAGCGUCGGCCGUUGCGGUGCCGAUUCCCGGUCCGAUUCCGAGCUCGGUUCCGAAUCGGAAUCGCAAUCCGAAUUCCAAGCCCAGCCCACCGACUAGAGCGAGUGUCGUCAGUGAAGCGUUUAGUUUGCUACCGACUGCGGCGCGAUCUACAUCUACAUCGCAGGCAGAAACAACACCGACAGCAGAGGCGAGUCUGCCCGUUUACGCUCUUGUGAAUAAAAACCGCCAGUUGGCCGGCGGUGACAAGACUGAGGAGGUGACCACCACCGCCGCAAGCAUGCUGGCCGUGGUGCCCGAGGAGCCGUCGCCGCAGCCCGCCGCCGACGGGCGCGACCUGAUCAGCUUCGACGACGACCAGGCACAAGUGGCCACUGGGGUGGGGGAUGUGGGCCAGCAGGCGGGACCUGCUGUGGACCUGCUGUGCGCGCCCAACGAGGAGGACACCCUGUUGGCCCUGCUGGAGACGCCGCCGGCCACACCGCCCAAGCCCUGCUCCCCGGGCAGCAAUAACUCGAGCCGCAAGACCAGCUUUGACUCCACCAGCACGCUCAGCUCCAUGGACUCUGGUUUCAUGGAGAUGCAGAACAAACUGGAUGCCCUGGCGGCAGCCGCAGCGGCAGCGGCAGCAAGUUCUUCAGGCGAAGCAGCAGCAGCAACGACGUCGUCGAACGGCGAGAAAACGGAGCGGUGCAUCUACAAGGAGUGUCUAACGCAGUCGCGGAACCGCCGAAAAUCCUACGAGGAGUUCAAAGCUAUGUUUGUUGAACCCGCCGCGGACGCAGCCACGACUGCGACCAUGCCACCGCCGGUUGCAACGACGACGGAUGACGCAACAGCAGCCAGCAACACUGUGAUCCCACUUUCCUCGAUUUCAGAACAAGAAACCACAGGCAGCCGCGGUGCGAGAGGCAAACCGGAUUGCGCAAACGAGUUUGCCGCCAGCGCCGAUGAAAUGGAUACCGGCGACGGUGACAGUGAUGGUGAAAAAGGCGCUGCUGCCGAAGGCGUUCUAGCAGCAGCAUCAGCAGCGGCAGCAACAACAACCGCAGCAGCAAUACCUUCAGUCAGCAGCACCACCACAGAGGCGAUGCGAAAGAACUCGGAUUUUCUAUCGCAGAUUCUCGAUCACCAAUUUGCGGCCAAGGAGCGCGCCAAGGCGCACAAGCGUCGCACUUCGUACGAGGAAUUCAAGCGUCUGGUUAACGAAAUCGAGCCACUGGAAUGCCCCGAUUCCGAUUCCCCGCCCCUCGGCUCGGCUGUGGUCGCACCCACGACCGCAGCAGCAGCAACAGCAGCCACAUCGCCGCUGAAGCGCCAGAACUCGCGGCAGCGCAAGAGCUUCGCCAGCUACUUUCUGCCGCGCCGACACUCGACCAAAGAACAAAAGACUGACAAGGAGAACUGCGCCCGGGAUCUGAACGUGGCGCCGCAGGAGCAGCAGGAGCAGCAGCUGGUGGCUUACAGCAAGGCGCCGGCAGCCAAGGGGAACGGCAGCGAGAGCGCCGGCUCCCACUACAGGCGCAACUUUAAGAUCUACGACAAGCUGGUCUACGGCACCAUCUACGACAUCAUCCAGCGCAAGAACGACAUCUACCAGAAGUACGACAAGUACAUGACCUACGGCACCAUCUACGAGAUCCUGCACCGCAAGUCCUCGCAGGGCGGCGACAGAUGGCAGCGCAAGAGCCUCAGCUCGAUCCUGGAGGGCGGUCGCUCCUCGGGCGACGUCAUCUACGACAUCGUCCAGAGGCGGGAGCGCGAGAAGCAGCGUCAGCAGCGCACUCUGGAGUCCCUGGCUCCGGAGCCUGUGUCCGCGCCGAGUGGCCACAAGUACGGAACGAUCUACGACAUCCUGCAGAGCGAGAGACCGAAUGCCGGCCGUGCUGCCGUUAAGCCGAACCCCAAGCCAACGCGCUUCGUGGUCAGCCAGGUGGAGGAGCCCGUCCAGACGCCGCCGGCUGAGCAGUCCGAGCCGGGUGCUGCGGACUCUGGCGCUGCAAAGUCCAGCAAGCCGCACAAGAUGCGUCGCCUGUCGCACAUCCUAAGCUACAAUCGAAAUGCUGCCGAGGAUCAGCCGGAUGCUGCUGCCAAGGAGGAGGCCAAAAGCCAAAAGAAGCGCACCCAGGCCAAGCGGCGCGUUGGGGUCACCAACCUCCUGCUGCCACUGGACUCGGAAGAGGUCUAUACGCGCAUCAUCGCCCAGCAGCGAAGGCUCGAAAAGGAGCGCGAUCAGGAGGCAGAGAGCAGCAGCGAGCCGGAGCCGUGCCCCCGCAAUGCACUGACAAAGUCCAGCUCGCUGGACGCCAUCUCCCUCUCCGUGGCUGUCUCGCCAGCGUCGUCGCCCUCCCCACCGCGUCCCCGCCGCAGCCUCAAGCAGCACCGCUGUCUCCAGCAGCGGCAUCAGAUGCCUCUGGUCAAGAAGCACUCGCUGGACAACUGCCUCCAGAUGUCGGCGGCCAUUCCCAGCCGACAGCCGCUCCGCCGCUGGUCCAACCAGACGCCCCUCAAGUGCACCUGCCCGCACGCUUCCGAGGAGCUGACCGCCAACGAGAAGUCCCGCUCGCUCCCCACCGCCUGCUCCGCCCCCUGCUCCCAAACGUGUGCGAACCCAAGCUCAGUCGAUCAGAGCCCGGCCACAGCAAAGUCCUUCGGAAAAACGCCAACGAAAACGGCCAAGAAAGGCAAAUCGCGUCGGCUCUCAGAAUUUACGCACGGUGAAUUUUUAAAUGAAAAAUCCUGGUACUUCCGCAAAAUCAAACGCAUUGAGGCUGAGAAAAAACUUCUACUGCCAGAGAACGAGCACGGUGCAUUUUUAAUUCGAGAUUCCGAGAGCCGUCACAACGACUAUUCGCUAUCAGUGCGCGAUGGCGAUACGGUUAAGCACUAUCGCAUCAGACAGUUGGACGAGGGCGGCUUCUUCAUCGCCAGACGCACAACUUUCAGAACCCUCCAGGAGCUGGUCGAACACUACUCCAAGGACUCGGAUGGCCUGUGCGUCAACCUCUGCAAGCCGUGUGUUCAGAUCGAGAAACCUGUCACCGAGGGACUUUCGCAUCGCACCCGCGAUCAGUGGGAGAUCGAUAGGACGUCCCUCAAGUUUGUGCGCAAACUGGGCUCUGGACAGUUCGGAGAUGUGUGGGAGGGACUGUGGAACAACACGACACCCGUGGCCAUUAAGACCCUGAAGUCCGGCACAAUGGACCCGAAGGACUUCUUAGCGGAAGCACAGAUCAUGAAGAAACUGCGCCACACUAAGCUUAUACAGCUGUACGCUGUCUGCACUGUAGAGGAGCCCAUCUACAUUAUCACGGAGUUGAUGAAGCACGGUUCACUGCUGGAAUAUCUACAAGGCAAGGGUCGUAGCCUCAAAAUGCAGACGCUGAUUGAUAUGGCCGCGCAAAUAGCUGCUGGCAUGGCCUACCUGGAGUCUCAAAACUACAUUCACAGAGAUUUGGCGGCACGCAAUGUACUUGUUGGCGAUGGUAACAUCGUCAAGAUUGCCGACUUCGGUUUGGCCAGGCUCAUUAAGGAGGACGAGUACGAGGCACGAGUGGGCGCCCGCUUCCCCAUCAAAUGGACGGCUCCCGAGGCAGCAAACUACAGCAAAUUCUCAAUCAAGUCCGACGUCUGGAGCUUCGGAAUUCUUCUUACAGAGCUGGUCACAUACGGACGCAUACCAUAUCCAGGUAUGACCAACGCCGAAGUCUUAACACAAGUGGAGCACGGCUACCGGAUGCCGCAACCGCCCAACUGCGAGCCUCGCUUGUACGAGAUUAUGCUGGAGUGUUGGCACAAAGAUCCGAUGCGCAGACCCACGUUUGAGACGCUCCAGUGGAAGCUGGAGGACUUCUACACAUCCGAUCAAAGCGACUACAAAGAGGCGCAGGCCUACUGAUAAAUGCUUUACCGAGUCACGAACGCGGCUAGCACACGUGACGAGAAGCAAGAGAGCUGCAAAUAAUCGCCGGGCAUCCCAAAACGGACAAUUCUUACUAAGUUACUUACUUGAGUUUUGCAUAGGUUUUCUACUGCUGCACAUCGCGAAAUGGGGCCAUCUUCAGGGCCCUUGGGUGUGCUUGUCUAGGUAACUCCAUACGAUACGAUUCAUGUUAUUAGCGUUUAAGCUAACAAGUAGUUGCUAAGAUGGAUGCAACUUCAUUGGACGUUCCAUUGGGACAUUCGUUUUGUUGUUUAUUAUGACAAAAAUAUGAAUACUUGGUACGUUCUGACACCCUUGUCGUAUUUUUCGAUUAAUCUAUUACACGUAUUAUUAUUCAUAUAAUGCAUAAAGCAUAUACAUACGCGCAUACACACUUAUAUAUAUAUAUGAACACUUACAUAUAGAUAUACAGCCGUAUAGUCAGAAGUAUGCCUAGGAACCUCCUUUAUUCAAAUAUGCAAGCACACACUUCCCCCAACCCUGAUUUUUUAGUUAAUAGGCAAAUCUGAAAACAACAUUUGCAGCUUGCAAAUGUAAACAAAUGAUUCGCUUUUAGUUAAUUCAUUACGUACGUGUCUUACCCCAACUCUCACUCAACAUUAUCAACGACAUUAUAUGCUUUAUCACAAAUAGAAAAGUAAAAAGCGAAACCAACGCCAAUCAUCAAGUGCUAGCUAUACGCUACUUUGCCGUGCGCAGCAGCUAAAAUCCAUAUGAUUAAUUAUUUAGAGUUAAACUGUAAUUUGUAACCAUUUAAUAAUAUUCAGCUUAUGAUUAAACAUACAUACAUAUAUACAAAACGUGUACAUUUAGAACAAGGAUAAUAAAUUUCUCUAUAAUUUAUAAAUCUAAAA
Molecule: messenger RNA, 6859 nt
Organism: Drosophila ficusphila
Lineage: Eukaryota; Metazoa; Arthropoda; Insecta; Diptera; Drosophilidae
Gene: Src42A
Product: tyrosine-protein kinase Src42A
Exons: 10
Coding region: 1155-5960 (1601 amino acids)
Biological process (GO): protein phosphorylation; cell differentiation; innate immune response
Cellular component (GO): extrinsic component of cytoplasmic side of plasma membrane
Molecular function (GO): ATP binding; non-membrane spanning protein tyrosine kinase activity; signaling receptor binding
Source: RefSeq, a predicted model, not a curated record